AUGGAUUUGUCUCAUCGCUCACCCCAUCUAAGUGAUUCCAUAAACAAGAUGUAUUCUACGUUUCGCAUUCCCCGACUCCACUCGAUUCCUCGUAUACAUACCGAAAGUCUCGUUGUUUUCCUCGCAUUUCGCAAAAGUUUCUUAACGCUCUCCGAUUGUGACCGCGCUCGCUAUGGCAAGAAGAGUACUCGAGACGCUUUCUUGAAUUCGUUCGCUCCUCUUUACAUUGAACAACAUCUACAUGGAAUUUCAUUCAAACGCAUGUGUGAUUUAGUUCAAGACAUAUGGAAUGCCAAACACUUUCUCCCUGGAUCUGACUUGAACAAGCUUCUCGAUGGCGCUUCCUUUGAGCGACAGCAAGAUGCUGCUUUUCGAAGACUUAUCAAUGUCCCACUAAUAGGAGAGGCAUUAGAAACUAAUACCUGGAUUUCGAACCAUCAGUUAAAUUAUAAACCACGUCUCACCCCAUCUUGCAGGAUUAGAAAAUUGCUUUCAACACGUCCACAUCUUUUGCCACGCGAGCAACCUGCUGGUCUCAACUUUGAUCAGGGUUACGAGAUUGAAGAGCAACCAGUAUCUGGUCCUUUCAAACCUUUCCUUGGUCCUUACGAAGGUGAUUAUGAGUGCAGCACAGCUCUUCCCUUCACUCUCCAACAUCCUAUCCUCACGGCAAUCCAAGAUCUCAUCGAAGAAUCUCUCUACAGCUUCGCAUGUCAAUACUUUCAACCCUACCUAGCUUUGAACUUCAAAACUUGCCCUAAGUCUAUUGAGCUAAGCACCUGGAAAACACAUCUACACAUGAACGCACCUAAUAUCCGUUUCAAUCUUACCUCUGGUUAUGUUCUUGAAGACUUGCAUUUCUUUUUGGAUCGCUUGAAUACCGUGAGAGACUUAGUUAUGCAUCGGAAAGAUGCGGUUCCUAUUGAAGCAAUCAAUAGCAUGUGCGCAGAUAGCAUUUGCUUGGCAAGAGCUUUAGGAGACCCACGAGCAGUUUUGCUAGGCUUGAUACAGGAAAGGGUGCUCAUGAUUUCAGAAACAUUGCUACGAGUCCAAACACUACCUCAACAUACUGCCUUCCUUGGACUUGAGAACGAUCUGAACAUGAAAUCCAACCUUCAAUUCUUCGUCAAGGCCAUAUCUGCUUCGCGCAUUCUGUUAUCCUCCUCUGAAGCAUGGACACUUUACUCGGAGAGAUACCAAGAAAUUGUAAAUAUGCUACGUCACUUAGUAUAUUAUAAUGAAGAGAAACGUAGACCUGCGCCGCCCGCCCGUUUCUAUUAUGGAUACUAA
Molecule: messenger RNA, 1290 nt
Organism: Botrytis porri
Lineage: Eukaryota; Fungi; Ascomycota; Leotiomycetes; Helotiales; Sclerotiniaceae
Exons: 4
Coding region: 1-1290 (429 amino acids)
Source: RefSeq, a predicted model, not a curated record